This is a messenger RNA of Theobroma umbraticum, 1413 nucleotides long. RefSeq names its product Reticulon family protein. The record is from RefSeq and is a predicted model, not a curated record. Lineage: Eukaryota; Viridiplantae; Streptophyta; Magnoliopsida; Malvales; Malvaceae. Gene Ontology annotation, biological process: response to bacterium.
UUUCUUUCUUCCCAAAAUAAAUUGAAGAGAAGGGUCUGAGUGGUUUUUUGUUCGUCGACUCUGUCAUAGAUCUGGGACCCUGCAAUUUGGCUUCAAAGAGAGAAAAAAUUCUGCAAGAUUCGAAAUUUGUGGGUGUUUUUUUUUUUUAUGUUUUUUCAUUUCUGGAUUGCAAGUAAUGGAAAAUUCUAGUAACACUGAUGGGGAAGAGUCAAGAAAUCAGACAAUACCUUCCACUUCUUCAACAACAUCCUCCGGUGGUUACCGUUUGUUUGGUCGUCAGGGUUCACUUCACCAGUUUCUGGGUGGUGGUAAAGGGGCUGAUAUACUCUUGUGGAAGCGGUGGCAGAAUUCUUUUGGUGUCAUUGUUGUUGCUACUGUCGCUUGGCUCAUAUUUGAGCGGUCUGGAUUACCAUUCUUGUCCAUUUGUUCAGAUGUCUUGCUGAUAUUAAUUGUAUUGUUGUUUGUCCGUGCCAACUAUGCAGCUUUUAGAAAUAGACAACUACAAACAUUACCAGAACUUGAGUUGUCAGAGGAAAUGGUUAAUAAUGCUGCAGCAUCAUUUCGUGUUAAAAUCAAUAAUGUGCUUCUUAUGGCUCAUGAUAUAACUCUUGGCAAAGAUUUUCGUCUUUUUUUCAAGGUUGUGAUUUGUCUAUGGCUCUUAUCUGCCAUUGGUAGUUAUUGCUCUUUCUUCACACUUGCCUAUAUUGGAACCAUCUUAUCGAUUACCAUUCCUGUCUUCUAUAACAAAUAUGAAGAACGUGUGGAUAAAUGCUGUGGAAUGAUCCACCGAAAAUUUUCCCAGCACUAUAAGAUAGUAGAUGAGAGUGUGACUAACAGAAUCCCCCGGAGUUUAUUCAAAGAAAAAGAUGUCUAAGUUUCACAUUUUACAAAGAGGUUAUGACUGCAUGCUGUACUCUUGGAGUUUCACCUACCAACACAAAGUCUUUGAUGUUUUGCUUCACUUUAAAUGAAAGCAGAUUUUUGUAAUCUGUUAAUGUCAUCUACAUGUUUUCACCAUCAGUUGAGCUGCAACUGUGUACAGUUCUGCUAAAUGCUUCUUCCACAUCAGAGUGGAAAGGGAAAGAAGGUUCAGGGAUUUCUAUAGAUCUGCUCUACCAAGAUUCAGCAAGUCUCAUUUGUUGUUGUUGAUUCUUGAAGAGCCUUUGUGGUCUGUGUGGAGCUACUGCAUGGUGGUAGGGGAGUUGAGCCGAUGUAUAUCAUUAAAGUUGAGGUCUUGACACAACUUGAUGUAUUGCCUCAGAAGAGCAUAUCACAUCCAUUGUUUUUGGGGAUCUAUUGUUACUAAAUAAACUGAAAGGAUGUAUCUUGAGUUGCUUGUUUGAUAUAUCUUUUUCUUUCCUUAGUUGAUUUUGGAUGCACCAUUAUUGUCAUAAUGAUUCGGAAAUCCUGAAA